AUGGGAUGUGGCAUGGGAAAAACAGAACGACGGAUGAAGAAAUGUGACAGAGGGAGCAUCUCAGUACCAGCUGCCACUGCAAUCAGAGCGGCUCUGCUGAUCCAGCGCUGGUACCGUCAGUAUGUUGCUCGGCUGGAGAUGAAACGGAGGUACACGUGGAACAUCUUCCAGUCUAUUGAAUAUGCAGGAGAACAAGACCAGAUCAAGCUCUACAAUUUUUUUGGCUUCUUGAUGGACCACUUCACUCCAGCCAGUAGCGAAAGAAACCUAAUAUCUCACAUCUUUCGUGAGAAUGAAAUCUGUCGUGACGCCGAAUGGGAGAGGUAUUUUUGCUACGAGAGUAUCGAGGUGCCUGACAGCUACACAGGCCCACAUCUGACCUUCCCCAUGACCUUCUGCGGGGUGUCGAAGCUGGUGGAGGCCUUCAAACACAAACACUCGCAGCUCCAUGCUCGGUAUGUUCUGCAGAUUCUUGGAGAGACUUGGAGACUUUUAAGGAUCCUUCCAAAUAUUAAUCAUGUCACCACCUGCCAUACCAAGGAGAUUACCAUAUGUGGAGAUUUACAUGGGCAACUUGAAGAUCUGCUGUUGAUAUUCUACAAGAAUGGUUUGCCGUCUUCUGAGAAACCGUAUGUCUUCAAUGGAGACUUUGUGGAUCGUGGCAAAAACUCCUUAGAGAUACUGCUCAUCCUGUUUGGGUUCCUGCUGGUCUAUCCCAAUGAUGUCCAUCUCAACAGAGGGAACCACGAGGACCACAUAGUAAACCUGAGAUACGGUUUCACUAAAGAAGUUCUGGGAAAAUACAGGUUGCAUGGCAAAAAGAUCCUAAAGCUUCUCCAGAAGAUCUUCAGCUGUCUUCCCCUGGCCACAGUGAUCGAUCACAAGGUGCUGAUUGUUCAUGGAGGGAUUUCUGACACGACAGACCUCAACAUAAUAUCCAGAAUGGAGAGACACAAAUAUGUGUCGGCCCUCAGGCCUCCUAAGCAGAGCCGUAAGACAGACGAUGACAAGGAGUCUGAUGGAGCGCCGGAAGGCCGGCGUCGAGUGUUUUCUCUGACUCACCAGGGCUCAGCCAGGUACGACUUCCCACGCCGCUCGCUCCACAAUGUGCCCCUGAACAAUCAACUCAACUGGACAGUGGAGAAGGAGCUGAAGAAGAGGCGCAAACUGGCUGGCUUUGACCAGUCGUACAAAGAGCUGAAGAAGUUGGACUCCGACUCUGACCCCGAGUCUGGAGAAGUGACGGAGACAGAUGAGCAUGAGUGGAAACAAAUAGUGGAUAUCUUGUGGAGUGACCCCACACCCCAAAACGGCUGCAUUCUCAAUGAGGUGCGAGGUGGAGGCUGCUACUGGGGGCCAGAUGUCACAGAGGAAGUGCUGGGAAGACACAAUCUCCAGCUCCUCAUCCGCUCCCAUGAGUGCAAACAGGACGGCUACGAAUUCUGCCACAAUCGCAAGGUGCUGACUAUAUUUUCAGCGUCUAACUACUAUGAGGUGGGCAGCAACAGAGGAGCCUACAUCAGAAUGGGCCCUGAUCUGGUCCCUCACUUCAUUCAGUAUCAGGCCAGCAAAAAGACAUGCAGGGAGCUCACCCUGAGGCAAAGUGUUGGCUGGACAGAGAGAUCCGCUCUGCAAGCUCUGAGGGAACAACUGUUUGUACAUAAGUCAGAUCUCAUCAGUGCCUUCCAGGAGUUUGAUCCCAACAACACAGGGAUGAUCUCUCUAAGUAACUGGGCCACUGCCACAGAGAAGGUACUGAAUCUGGGUCUGCCCUGGAGGGUGCUGCGUCCACAGCUCGUCAGCUGCACCCAGAGCGGUAUGGUGGAUUACCAGCAGUCGAUAAGGGAGUUAUCUAUCACCCAGCCAAAACUAGAGAUCUCAGACACCAGUAUCCUUGAGACCAUGUACAAAAAUCACUCCAACCUGGAAACCAUCUUCCGUAUCAUAGACACAGAUCACUCAGGUCUGAUCUCCUUCGAGGAGUUCCGUCAAACCUGGAAACUCCUGAGCACGCAUCUUAAGACAGAGAUUAGUGACGAUGCCAUCGCAGACCUGGCCCAGAGCAUCGACUUCAACAAAGACGGAAGCAUCGACAUCAAUGAGUUCAUGGAGGCUUUCCGUCUGGUGGACCUCUCCGCACACAUGUAGACCUGGAGCAGCGGCGCGUUAGAGGUCUCUGCUCAUCUGCUGCAUAGAAAACACCAAGCACCAUCUUGGGUAGAUCUGUUCA
This is a messenger RNA of Scomber japonicus (chub mackerel), 2230 nucleotides long. Its product is annotated as serine/threonine-protein phosphatase with EF-hands 2-like. Gene Ontology annotation, biological process: negative regulation of MAPK cascade; detection of stimulus involved in sensory perception. Bases 1 to 2148 code for a protein of 715 amino acids. The transcript is spliced from 18 exons. The record is from RefSeq and is a predicted model, not a curated record. NCBI's taxonomy places the organism in Eukaryota, Metazoa, Chordata, Actinopteri, Scombriformes, Scombridae. Gene Ontology annotation, cellular component: nucleus; cytosol. Gene Ontology annotation, molecular function: iron ion binding; manganese ion binding; calcium ion binding.